AGAAAAUGGUUCACUGGGAGAGAUGCUUUGGUAACUUUUUAGGAAUCAUGGGCGUCAUGUACGUGGUGAUCUCAUAUCUCCACGCAUCUAAUAUUGGCAUUGAUUAUGUCUAUCCUGGAAGGUUCGAGAAGCAUUUUUAUGCACUUAUGUAUGAGUAUGGGUUUGGAUGGUUCAUGAUCAUCCAUACUGUGUAUAAUUAUUGUAAAGCUGCCUUUGGAAGUGCCCAUGCUAGCGAGCCACUAAAAAAUGUCAAACUUAGUCAACAAUCAUUCAAACAUUUGAUCAAGAUGAAUGAAGAUCAUAGAAGUUAUCGUGAAGCUCAUGAAAAGGACGUAAAAUACGACCCAAUUGUAGAGGAUUAUGAUGAAUUUAAAGAUAAUUACAAAUUUGGACUCUACUGCAAGAAAUGUGAGAUCUAUAGGUAUCCCAGAGCUCAUCAUUGCAGUAACUGUAGAACGUGAUCUGCUUUCUUAGACCAUCACUGUGCGAUCAUCAAUAACUGUGUGGGAUAUAAUAAUCUCAGAUACUUUAUCAGAUUUUCUAUCUAUGGAUCAACUCUGUGCUUAUACUAUCUUUAUUUGGUAAAAGGACUUGCUGUUCACCAUAUGUUUAAUAUUGGCUCAUUCUUAUUAAAAUUCAAAUUUCAAAAUUUCCCGGUCUUCGAUAUAGCAAUAUUGUUCUGGUUUAACAUCAUCUUGCUUGUUGCCUUCCUUCAAAUAUUUAUCCUUAGCAUUGUUAUGAACAGAUGAAUCAAAGGUCAGACUGGUCUUGAGAAAUGGAAAAAUGCAGAAGAUUUCACUUACGAUCUUGGGUUUGAUCAAAACUGGGAGUUUAUUUUUGGUAAAAGAAAAUAUUUCUCUUCUAAAAUUCCGGUACUUAGCCUUCUAUGAACUUGUUACAAUAAAAUUAGCUGGAUGUUCUUCUGGCAUGAUGACAACAACAGGAAUUUGGAAAGAGAUAUGAAGAAAUAUUUUGGUUUUGAGCUUGCUGACUCUCAGACCGCUUAAAAUGCAUAACUCAAUCUGACCA
Molecule: messenger RNA, 1029 nt
Organism: Moneuplotes crassus
Lineage: Eukaryota; Ciliophora; Spirotrichea; Euplotida; Euplotidae
Source: the annotation of a GenBank genome assembly